Messenger RNA from Ctenopharyngodon idella (grass carp), 3341 nucleotides. RefSeq names its product prolyl 3-hydroxylase family member 4 (inactive) (gene p3h4). Gene Ontology annotation, cellular component: endoplasmic reticulum. Lineage: Eukaryota; Metazoa; Chordata; Actinopteri; Cypriniformes; Xenocyprididae. Bases 882 to 1898 code for a protein of 338 amino acids. The record is from RefSeq and is a predicted model, not a curated record. The transcript has 10 exons. Gene Ontology annotation, biological process: collagen fibril organization; peptidyl-lysine hydroxylation. Gene Ontology annotation, molecular function: collagen binding; protein binding.
AGCGUAUUGCAGUCAGAACUGCAGCGCUGUGGGCCGAGAAUAUGAGGAGAAUAGCACGGACACUGCCCUCCUGAUCAUGGGACACAUCAUAAUGCGAGCCGCAUGCCUGAAAAGGUGCAAAACAAACUUUCCUGUGUUUUCUAAAUCAUAUCCUAAACGAGAAACUUUGGGUGCUUUUGAACAGAGGAUACCCUACCGGUACCUUCAGUAUGUCUAUUACCAGAUGAAGUUACCAUUGACAAGCAUUAUACGACUGACAGACUGCAACGGUUGGAGUUAAAAAUCAUCAUUUGUGUUCUACUGAAGAAACAAAGUCACCUACAUCUUGGAUGCCCUGAGGCCCCUCCCUGGCGCAUUCCUCUGAGGAAGGAUCUGUUUUCUCAGAGACGGGCACCCUAUGGCACCUGCGUCCAGACCUCUGGAAUCUCCAUGUCUGGUCUCUGGACGGGAUGCAGAGGACUUAGGUGAUCUACCCCAGAUGGUGGUAGACACCAUCACUUCGCAUUUUUUCCUCAGUUUUUGUUUCUUUUUUCCCUCAUGGAUCUACCCGCUGUCCAGCGUCUCUGCCUGGAGCAGGGAGACCGCUCGCUGGAACAGCUUCAGGCCACCAGCUCCACCUAGGCCAGAGGAUCUCCUGGCUCCGCCUCCAGCCUCCGAACCCAACACUCCACCGCGGCCUGUUGACGUGUCGCCUCCGCCGUGGCUCCUCCCUCCCUCAGCUCCACCGGAAACCCUCAGCCUCAAGACUCCACCGGGCUCCCUCGUCCCACAGGCUCCGACUUGGUCAGACGUCGUCCAGCCUGCACCUUCGGUUUCACCUGGCUCCCCCUUCCCCCCGUCUCCUCCUUCGUCAGUCUUCAGGUUCCCGGACUCCACCUCGGAUGCUCGUCGUCCCAGCUCCAUCUCGGUCUCCAGAUCCAGCAGUGUCGGUUGGGCUCUUCGGCAUGCCAGCUCCACCUGGAUCUCCAUCGUCGGUGCCGUCUCCAUCGGCUGUCCCCAGGGUGGCGCCUCUCAACUCUCCACUAUGGCGCCUCCCGUCCUCGACUCCACCCUGGGGCCUCAUCAUGAUGAAUGAGUUGGAGAGAGCAGUUUCAGCAGCACACACAUAUCUCCAGCGAAACCCUGGGGACCCUCUGCUAUCUAGGAGUCUCAACUACUAUAAAAGCCUGUUUGACAUGGAGGAGUACCUCAUAGACCAUGAGGAGCAGCCCUAUGAGGCUUUAUUCCUGAAGGCCGUAAAGCUGUAUAAUUCUGGGGAUUUUAGCAGCAGUGCUCGAGACAUGGAGCUGGCGGCUGCUGAGUAUUUUAAAACAUACAACAUGUGUUUGCUGUCCUGUGAGGGGUCAUACGAUGUGCAGGAGUUCAAAGACUUUUACCCUACCUUAGCUGAUUUCUAUUUUGAAGUAAUGAAGUGUAAAGUAAAAUGUGAGGAGAAUUUGAUACCAAAUGUUGGUGGGUACUUUGUGGAGAAAUUUGUUGCCACCAUGUACCACUACAUGCAGUUUGCUUAUUACAAAUUAAAUGAUGUGAGUAAUGCAGCGCUGUGUGCAGCGAGCUAUAUGCUGUUUGAUGCAGAUGAUCAAGUGAUGCAGCAGAACAUCGCCUACUACAGAUACUACAGACAACAGUGGGGACUGCAUGACGGGCAUUUCAAACCACGACCAGAAGCUCUUAGAUAUUACAAUCUAACUACCAAACUGAGGGAACUGCUGGACUUUGCACAGAAUUAUUUACAGACAGAUGAUGAGGAUACUGUGAGUUCAGAGGAAGCAGCAUCAGCUCCAUCAAAUCCACCUGAUGAAGAGUUUGAGGGAAUAGGGGACUAUGAGGAGUCUUUCCUGGCUGAAUGGUGGCAAGAACCAAAAACUAAAGGAGAUACAGGAGAACCAGCUGAAUAAAACACACCACAUCAUAUAUUAUAAUUUGUACUGUUACCCUAGGGCAGUCUUCGUCUGGCAGUCUUUCCCUCUUUUACUGGAGAUGAAUUGUAAUGCAUUCAACUUUACUUUUAAUCAGAACCUUUGGAGCUUUUGUAUUAUUCUUAUGCAAUGCAGGCUUUUUUACCACAUAAAUCUAAAAACAAAAAAUGCAUAUAUAUAAUUUUUUUUUUUUUUUUUUAGAUGAGCUCAUUGAAAUUGGAAACAUAUCACCAAUCUAAGUUCUGCUUAACAAAAUCAGGCCUGUAUUUGGAAUGGUAUUUUAACCUUGGGAAUAGUAUGUGAACCCUUGGUGUCAUGCACAACCGCCUCCUGAUACCAUCGCUCUUUCUCCCAAAAGGCAUCCAAACACAAGACCCCCCAAUAAUUAAGCAAAAUCAGGCCAGUCUGUUCCCAAAAUCAAUGGAUGCCGAAGGUGCAGGUUAACCCUCUAGGGUCUGAGGUGUUUUCUGGGCCCUGGAGGUGUUUUGACAUGCCCUGACAUUAUUUCUGUUACUUAUUGAUGUGUUUCACACCUAGGAAGACAAUGACCCUCCCUUAAUGUGUCUAUCAAGGUGAAUGAGACUGGGAGGGAACUAGAAGAAUGUGAGGAAAUAACAGAAUGGCUUUUUUGAUUAUAUUGUAUUUAAACAACUGGGUCUCUAAUUGUGAUUUUCCUGGUUUCCUGGUUGUGACUUGUGAUUUAAAAUGUGAUUUUUAUAAGUAAUUAAAUAAUAAUAAUAAUAAUAAUAAUAAUAAUAAUAAAGAACACCAGGUUUGUUGUGCCUACUUGUAGGGCUGCACAGUUUGGCUGAAAAUGUUGUGCUUGUAUAUCAAUAUGACAUAAUAAUUAUUAGAAUUACUUUUAGUACUAAAUAAAAAUAUUAAAAAAUAAGAUUUAUUACUAUUGUAAUUAUUUCAUUAUUAAAAAUAAAAAUACUGUAUUUAAGAACAAAUAUAAUAAUAUAGUAAUUAAAAUAAUAAUAAUUUAAAGUACUACAGAAAACUUUUAUUUUUAUGGGAAAACUGCAGGGUGCAGAUGCCAUGCAGCUGACCUUUAACUAUAAAUCAUUACAAAGUAACACUUCAAUACUCCACAGUAGAGAAAAACAAACGGAUUAUCAUGUUUACUUCAAAUUUCUUGAGAGAGAAGUAUUAUUUUUCAUAUUUUUACCAACAAUAUUUUGGUGGGAGCAUUAUUGAGCGCUAUAAAGACAUCAUCUCUGUUUCAAUCAUACUGGAAGCCAGAGGGUACCCUCGCACAAAAAAUCCAAAUAUGCCUCACAGAGUAAUACAACUUAUGACAUUCCAGAAAAUCCCUAAUGUGGACAAAGGCAUUCAGCUAUCUUUGUAGCUGAAUAAAACGAAGAUAGAAAUGCUCUAACUGAAUUACAUGAAGAUAAUAAACACAUGACUGUGACAAUA